This is a messenger RNA of Protopolystoma xenopodis, 384 nucleotides long. Lineage: Eukaryota; Metazoa; Platyhelminthes; Monogenea; Polystomatidea; Polystomatidae. The record is from the annotation of a GenBank genome assembly.
AUGGUGUUGCCGUGGUCUUGUGGACCACAAGAUUUUGCUUCCGGGUCACAUUGGUACCUUCUUUUUCCCUGUUGCCUUCAGGCCAACUUCAGAGGCUUAGAAUUCUCUGCUCCAAUUCGGGUCGUACUUACAAACGAGAAAUCGAGCGAUAUCUACCAGGAAUUUCAUGAAUUCUUCAAUUUUCAAGACUUUUUCAAUGAUGAACUUGAGGAAAUCUCUCGCGACGGAACCAAAUGGGCGCGAAUAGACGUGUCCGAGUGCUACACCGACAGCGGAACUGUGCUGGACAUCAUCAUUACAAUCAAACGUAAGUCUCUCAACGUCUUCCGUGAACAAGACUUGCGUCGAUUCUACAGUUUUGGUCGUUACGGGUUGCAGACGUAG